CUUGUCCCCGCCUACGACACACAGACCUUGCGGAAGUGGAUUGGCACGAAUGUCAACAAGAAAGACGGAGAAAAGAUAAACACUUCCAAAACGACACAUCGGUGAAGAUGACGUCUUCAUUUGUGGCGAGCUGAUGGAUCUGUAGACUGUUUUUUUCCUUGAAUUGUGUUUUAAUUAGUGUUUUAUCAGACAACGACUGUCAUUGGUUGUUAGAAUGCGUCUUUCCCACAGCAGCCUUUGCAUCUUAAAUCUUUUGGUUUUAACAGUUCCCUGCACUCUGGAGCUGUCCAUCAGUAAUGCAUAUUGUGAGCGUUCACCCAAAAUACUGCUAUCCAGAGAAGGAGAGAUUCAUAACUCUGCCCACCAUGCCUGGUCUUCCCGCCCACUCAACUGCAGUUGGCUGAUAACCUCGAAAGUUGGGGAGCGUGUCAUCAUCAGUUUUUCCCAGUUUAGCAUGAGAUGUGGGCGAGAAUGGGUGUCUGUGGCUCCUCUCACUGGCAGGUCCAACAAACUCUGUGGUUCCCAGUUGCCACCACCAUUUGAGUUGACGGGCGGAAACAUAACAGUGACGCACCACUUUCUCCCCCAUUUUUACCCGGUGUCAGGGUUCCACCUUUCAUAUAUUAAAGACUCGGGUCCCUGUUUUCCAGGAGAGUUUGAAUGUUACAGUGAACGCUGUCUCCCGGCAUCAUGGCGGUGUAACGGACAGGUAGAAUGCCUUGGUGUGGGUGAUGAACUUGGUUCUGAUGAGGAUGGAUGCGAUGACAUCACUCCUGAACCUGACAUAGACUAUAUAAAUCACCCCCUUCCCACAGAAACCACCACCAUUGCUAUUUCAUUGUCCAACACAGAUGUGACACCACUUAAAGAACCCAAUGUUACACUGAUUCCCCAAAGAGGACCAUGUGGGGGGUACUUAGAUGCAUUUUAUGGGUCAUUUACUCCUCCUGUACUAACAGGACAACCAUUGGAGUGUGUGUGGACGGUUGACCCCCGAGACUCGCGACCACUUAAACUAGAGCUCCAGCAAUUGGAUCUGGGUCCUGGAGACACAAUCAUAAUCACAGACCAGCCCCAUGGAUCAGGCAACGUCAUUAAAACUAUCAGCUAUGUGUCCAAUAACAAAGCAGUGGAGGUGGAAUCCCACACUGGCUUGCUAACCCUGAUCUACCAUACAAUAACUGCAUCGGAUGGGCAGGGCUUUAAUGCGACCUAUCGCAUUACGGAUUACUGCCUUCCAUGGGAGGGGCUUUGUGGGGGAUCAGAUGGAGGCUGUUACACCCUGAAGCAGCGUUGUGAUGGGCACUGGGACUGUCCUGAAACAGGCUUGGAUGAGGAAGGAUGCGGGGGCUGCCCGGCUGGACACUUCCUCUGUGGGAUAGGCGGGAUGCAGAAAGCAGGCCACCAGCAAGGCAAACCAAACUGCUUUUCCAUCCAUGAGCGUUGUAACUACCAGCUCAACUGUGCAGAUGGCAGUGAUGAGAGGGAAUGCACCUUCUGCCAACCUGGGACAUUUCACUGCGACAGUGACAGGUGUGUAUUUGAGAGCUGGCGCUGUGACGGACAGGUGGACUGUAAGGAUGGCACAGAUGAGCUAAACUGCACUGUGACCCUGCCCCGAAAGGUCAUCACAGCGGCUACUGUUGGAAGCCUAGUUUGCGGCCUGCUGCUAGUCAUUGCAAUGGGCUGCACCUGCAAGCUGUACUCGCUGCGCACUCGAGAGUACAGCAUGUUCGCACCAAUCACUAGGCAGGAGGCAGAACUGAUCCAGCAGCAGGCCCCGCCCUCCUAUGGUCAGCUGAUUGCUCAGGGAAUCAUUCCACCUGUGGAAGACUUCCCUACUGAGAACCCUAAUGAAACCGCCACACUCUCCUUAAGAGGAAUACUACAGCUCCUCAGGCAAGACAAUGCUUCCUCUCCACGAAGAAGACGCAGGCCACGGUUUGUCCGCAGAGCUGUCCGUCGCCUGAGAAGGUGGGGCUUAAUUCCCCGGCCUGUUCCCAGGUCGUCACAGACCACCGCCUCUGCCUCGCAACAGACAGAGGCUCCUACUUCUGCCUCUGGGCCCAGCCAGUCAAGUCCUGGAGUUUCCUCAGUAGCUGCAGAAGUUGCCAGUCAUCCCUUGCCUCAGAAACUGUGUUUAGCCCAUCAGACAGAGCUGCAGCAGCAGCAAGCAGAGGCUCCUCCCUCUGUCCAGCCUAUCCAUGCCCCUGAAAUGCAACAAACCCCGCUCAUAACUGUACCCCCUAGCAGCCCCUCCCUGGUAUCUCUCUUCCACAUGCUGGGGAGGAGUCUCUCCCGUUUAAGACCCUCCCCAUCUCCUACCUCUCUUCCCCUCUCUGCAUCUCCCUCUUUUUCCUUUUCUUCUUCAGAAGAUGAAGUGCUGCUCAUCCCUCUCUCUGAUGACACAACCUCUGAAGAUGAUGUGCCCAUGCUGACAUGAGCUACUCUUAUUGAAACCAUUUUUAUGUCUUUCUCUAUCUUCAUGGUUCUGUCUCUCCCUCCAUGUUGUUCUCUCUCUCCCUUUCAGCACGUAAACGUCACCAUGUUUGCUUCUUGUGCUGGCUUGGUGCCUUAUCUUCUAUUAAUGCAUUUGUUUACCUUAAGAAAAGACAUGACAUGAGAAAAUGUAUUGAAUUAUGUGUGUCAAAAUAUUUGACAAGUGAUUGUGUGCAUACAGAUUUGUGUGUGUGUGUGUGUGUGUGUGGAGAAAAAACAUUUGCACAGAAAAUCUUCCCCCAGCUGGCUUACGAAAUCCCACGAAGUGACUACAAUUCUUAAAACUGACCUGGUAAUAUUGAUUUUAUUUAGAAUUUAUUUUUUAUUCCUUCAGCCAUGGUUGUGUGUAUGGGUAUAUACAAGUGAGUGUACGUCAUAAUGUUACAGGCCACAUACAUUCUUGUGUGUGUUCCUAAGAAGUGCCUUUGACUUGAGCUUCUUGUAGAUCACUAGACAGUAUGUGUCUAUGUAUGUGCUUGCACGUAGGGCCAAACACACUUGCACAAAAGUUUAAGCAAAUGUAGAACUCACCCUUGCUAUGUAUAUUGUAGGGCAUGGCAACUGUGGCAAUAACUUAAGAAUAAAAAACUGUGUGUGUGAGAGAGAGGACAGAAAUGGCUUGUCACUCUCAGUGCUCAAGGUUACACUCACACCUCUGUGUGCACCACCAACCAGAAUGACAUCACUAUUAUAUCACAAUGACUUGAAUAUGUCUUUCAAUAUACAGAUUUAUUACUUUCAAGUUCCUGGCUCAAUGGAUAAUCAACAGAUGACCAAUCAUAGUGCCAUAUCUCUAGUAACAUGUUUUCAGCUGCUCUUACAAUCAUUUCACUCCUCUUACACUGUUGAUUGUUGUUUUUAAUAAUGUAUUUUAUUAAUGCCAAGAUUUUAAACUCUUCUGCUGAGUGGUGAUUGCAAUAGAAAGAGGAAUUAUCGUAGAAUAAUUGAUUGUAGUAGGAUGAAUUUCACUGUAUAUAUUUGCUAAACCAGCUGGAAAAUCACAAAGAUUAAAAUUAU
This is a messenger RNA of Xyrauchen texanus (razorback sucker), 3516 nucleotides long. RefSeq names its product low-density lipoprotein receptor-related protein 10-like. The record is from RefSeq and is a predicted model, not a curated record. Gene Ontology annotation, molecular function: protein binding. Gene Ontology annotation, cellular component: plasma membrane. The coding region runs from base 215 to 2443 and encodes 742 amino acids. The transcript is spliced from 10 exons. NCBI's taxonomy places the organism in Eukaryota, Metazoa, Chordata, Actinopteri, Cypriniformes, Catostomidae.